Aedes aegypti (yellow fever mosquito) is the source of this 2074-nucleotide messenger RNA. Its product is annotated as 2-hydroxyacylsphingosine 1-beta-galactosyltransferase. Gene Ontology annotation, molecular function: UDP-glycosyltransferase activity. Lineage: Eukaryota; Metazoa; Arthropoda; Insecta; Diptera; Culicidae. Bases 351 to 1928 code for a protein of 525 amino acids. The record is from RefSeq and is a predicted model, not a curated record. The transcript is spliced from 4 exons.
UUUACCGUCAGCACCGUAGACAACCGGCCACUUCCAAUCAAAGCAUCAAGUGAACGUCUUCGGCACUUCGUGCGUGGUUCGAGAUAGUCGUGCUAGGAAACGCCUUCCAGUAAGUCGGUAUAGAUUUUGAGAACAAUAUCAAUUGAACAUGAAGAAAAGUGAGUUGUCCUAAUGAAAUGUGAUAGAACAGAAGUAAUCAGGUAUCGAUCUCAAAAGUUUAGAGAGUGAAUGUUUGCACGUAUGCUUUUAUUUCACAGAGCCGCAAGCGAUAAAUUUCGCUUCCACCCGACGAUAGGCGACCAGUUCUUCGAUACUCACUGCCAUAUACGGACUAUAUUAUCGGUUCAAUAAUGACCAGCCGGUUGCUCGUGCCGUCAGUCGUGAUCAUUUCUGCAACCCUUCUGUUGCUCCUACAGCAGCCUAAUGGAGCUGACUCGGCAAAAAUCCUGUGCCUUUUCCCUACGGCCAGUAAAUCUCACGUCCUCGGUACUCAGGCCUUGCUGAAGAACCUAGCCCAACGCGGCCAUGAGGUCACCAUGGUCAGUGCCUUCCCGUUGUCAAAGCCGGUGAAGAACUACCGAGAUGUGUAUGUGCCGAUCGAGGAUGCCUUCGGACCCGUCAUGGCAGGCUUCAUGCAGGGUGGCAGUCGAAACAUGUUUAAAAUGAUGCCAAUUGUUAUGAAGGCCUCGCUCGAUAAUAGCAACUAUACGAUCAACUCACCGCAGUUCCAGAAGCUGGUCAAAGAAGAGCAAUUCGAUGUAGCCAUAUUGGGCUUUUUCAUGAAUGACUUCAUCACUGGAGUUCGUUCGUGGCUGAACUGUCCCACGAUCAUGUACUUUUCGGCCGGGUUCAACAGUUUGGCCAACUUGGUAGGCAAUCCUACGGAGAUCUCUGCCGCUCCGCAUUUGCUUCUGGGCAACAAGAACCCGAUGAGCUUCUUCGAUCGCGUGAAAAACACACUCGUAUACAUGGUGGAUUUUGUAGUAGCUAAGGCCCUCGCUUACGCUACGAAGCCCUACUAUGAAUCCAAUUUCCCCGCUGAAAAGGGAUACCCCUCGUACGAGCAGGCUAAGCUAGACGUAUCGCUGGUCAUGCUCAACUCGUACUUCACCCAAACCGUACCUCGACCAUACCUGCCCAACAUCGUUGAAGUGGGAGGCCUGCAGAUCAAAGCGAAACCCGAUCCACUGCCAGAAGACAUCCAAGCGUGGUUGGACGGCGCCAAGGAUGGUGCCAUCUUCCUGAGCUUCGGGUCAAACCUCAAGAGCUCGAAUCUACGACAGGACAAGUUCGAUGCCAUCAUCAAAAGCAUCUCCAAGCUGAAGCAACGCAUCAUCUGGAAGUGGGACACGGAUGUUAUGCCCGGUAAGCCGGACAACGUCAUGAUCGGAAAGUGGUUGCCACAGGACGAUAUUUUGGCGCACAAGAAUCUGAAGUUGUUCGUGACACACGGAGGAUUGGGCAGCAUUACCGAGUCGAUGUACCACGGAGUGCCGAUCGUUGGAAUACCCAUGUUUGGCGAUCAGGAAACCAAUGUGGCGCAGGUCAUAAAGGAUGGUUGGGGUGCCCCGGUGUCGUUCGAUGACCUGACCGAGGAGAAACUUACGGCGGCAAUCAAGGAAGUCCUUGGUGAGCCAAAGUACGCCGAGAAGAUCCGCAGCAUGACCGACUUGUACAAAGAUCGACCCCAGUCGGGGAUGGAUUUGGCGACGUUCUGGGUGGAAUACGUGAUACGGCACAAGGGAGCUCCGCAUCUGCACUAUCAAGGAGCGGAUUUGAAUGUUCUGCAGCGGUACUUGGUGGAUGUGUUUGCCUUUCUGGGAGCGGUGCUGUACAUCGCUAAGAAGCUGGUAUGCUUUGCGUUAUGCCGAGUGAAGCGAAUGGUUUGCGGCAGUAAUCAGAAGACGAAAAAGCAGAAGAAGCAAUGAUCUUAGCAUUUAUUUAGGAAAUAAUGAAGGAGAAGGUGUACUGUGUACACAAGGUUUCAGGGAACGUUUUUUGUACGAUCACUCAUCUUUUCUCACAUUUUAGGUUCAAAACCAAUAAAGUAAAAUUGUCGAUUUUUUUGCUGACA